ACGAAAUCUCUGUCCAAAAUUUUAUUUUUCCUCGCGCGUAUAUAAGAGUUAGGAGUGAAAAUUUUCCGACAUUUCGAAGAGUCUUCCCUUAAUGAGUUGCGCUAUACCCCCGUCAGUGCCCAAUGGUUACCCGGUGACCAACAUAGAUGAUACUGGUUCCCAGCCCAAGGUUCGGUUUACCUGCAACCCGGGCUAUGUCCUGUCCGGUGGGCCAAACUUUUAUUGCAAUAAAACUUCUCAUAUUUGGUUUGGAAACACAGUCUGUAGUCCUGAAAAAAUUCCCGAGGUUUGGUUUUGGCUCCUGAUAGCGGUUGGUUCUUUGGUAGCUAUUGCAGCAAUAUCGGCCCUAUGUGUUUACUGCUGUAAAAAGUGUUGCUGGAGAAAUCGAGUAAGGAGCGUGGGUCCCAUCAACAAUGAAGACUAUCCGCCGGGCUGCUGUGGCGGUUGCUUUGACUAUGGCGGAAGUUGCGACGUUUGUGGUUGCGUAGAUUACUAUGGAUGUUGCUCACUCUUUGGGUGUUGCGGUUAUCGUGGCUUGUGUGGAUGUGGACUUUUCACGUGUUGUCGGUGUUGCAGAGAACCAGACGAUGCGCAUGUGCAAGGAAACAAUAUUCAAGACACUAGGGGCAGACGACAAAAACGAAGGACGGGUAUUCUUUCAAAACGGACAAAUAUGAAAGCGAGGCGGAAAAGAAGAGACCUUUGGCGACAAUGGCGUUCAAACAGACCCAAUGAUCCAAUCAACGACGAGGUUUACAAUAAAGUUAGAAGAGACGCAAAGAUGGUGGCUAUCUGGUUGCCCCACUCCAACCCUGUGAGAUCCAUUAACACGAGUACUAAAUAAACAACCAGUCUGUGAAUUGUUCGUGUUAUACACAAUACAUUUUUUGUGAUGUUUUGUUAUCAUGUCUAAAUUAUCUUAUUUAUACACGUUUCUGUCAUUCAAAGAUAUUAAACUAUUGUCAUGUA
Molecule: messenger RNA, 969 nt
Organism: Magallana angulata
Lineage: Eukaryota; Metazoa; Mollusca; Bivalvia; Ostreida; Ostreidae
Exons: 3
Coding region: 92-844 (250 amino acids)
Source: RefSeq, a predicted model, not a curated record